Molecule: messenger RNA, 2704 nt
Organism: Cajanus cajan (pigeon pea)
Lineage: Eukaryota; Viridiplantae; Streptophyta; Magnoliopsida; Fabales; Fabaceae
Source: RefSeq, a predicted model, not a curated record
GUUUGGGGCAUGCAUAACGAGAAACCUCCAAACAGCUAGGCAUGCAGAUGAAAAGUAAAAUCGAAUUAAGUUGGUGCAGAAUAGAGGGAAAGGGAAGAGGAAAUUGAAUUAAAUGUGGCUUCCAAGUACAAGAACAUCAGUGAUAAAAAAGGGAGGAGGAGGAGGAAAUGGAUUGGUGGGAGUUGCUAUAGAAAAGGACAACAAAGGGAGCCGUCACGCUCUCAAAUGGGCUGCUGAUACUCUUCUUUCCAAAGGCCAAACGCUUGUUCUAAUCCACGUCUUGCACACCACCUCCCCAUCUCUUUCUAGAGGCAGCCAGGCCAUCGUGUGCAACACCAAUUUCCCACCUGCAUCUCCCCAGAGAGACCAACUUGUCAAUACUACAAAGGAUCUAUUCCGCACUUUCCAUUGCUAUUGUUCGCGCAAAGAUAUAAAAUGCCUUGAUGUCCUUCUUGAAGAUAUGGAUGUGGUCAAGGGAAUAACAGAAUAUGUCUCUUAUGCUGCAAUUGACAAUUUGGUGCUCGGUGCAGCGUCCAGGCAUGGCUUUAUUAGAUUCAAGUCAAGUAUACCAAGCCACAUAUUAAAGGCGGCACCAGAUUUCUGCACUGUGUAUGUCAUUUCUAAGGGGAGAAUCUCUUCGGUUCGGAGUGCUACUCGAACAGCCCCACAUGCAUCCCCACUGCUCAGGCAUAUAGAGAUUCUAAAUGAAGAAAAUGCAAAUGAAUCUCCCGUAUCCUCUAGAUCUAUGAGCUUCAAAGACAAGAGGACAUCAAUGAAACCUUCGAGCUGGCAGGGUGGAUCCAUGAACAAGUCACAAUUUGGCAGAAGAAUAGGGCUGAGUGGAAGAUCAGGCAUGGACUUCACAGAAUCUGACUCUGACAUAUCAUUUGUAAGCUCCGGGAGGCCCAGCAGUGUGCGUUCAUCCUCUGUUUUCUAUGACUAUGUUGAUUCCCGAACUUCAACCAGUUCAGAUCGUAGCUUGGGAUCAACCCGUAUGAGACUCAAGUACGUUGACCCCAGUUCACCAGAAAUUUCAUUUUCAGAGGAAAGUAGCCGAACAUCGUUUUCUUCUGCAGGCUUGCAGAACUCUGAUGAUGUAGAAGCUGAUAUGAGGAGGUUGAAGCUGGAGUUAAAGCAAACAAUGGAAAUGUACAGUACUGCAUGCAGAGAAGCACUAACAGCACAACAGAAGUUAGUGGAACUGCACAACUGGAGACUUGAGGAAGAAAAGAAAUUAGACGAGGCACGAUUGGCCCAGGAAGCAGCAGAGGCAAUUGCAGAGAAAGAGAAAGCAAGAAGUAAAGCAGCGAAGGACACAGCUGAAGCCGCUAAGCAAAUUGCAAGGGUGGAGUCAAAUAGAAGAGCAAGUGUUGAACUGAAAGCUCUUAAAGAAGCAGAGGACAUGAGGAAGUUAUUGGAUGAUCUGACCCAUAUUGACAAAAGAUAUAGGAAAUACACAAUUGAGGAGAUUGAAACAGCUACCAACUCGUUUUCCGAAUCUCAGAAAAUAGGAGAAGGAGGGUACGGCCCUGUGUAUAAGUGUAACCUUGAUCACACUCAAGUGGCUGUGAAGGUUCUGCGUCCAGAUUCUGCUCAAGGGAAGUCACAAUUUCAGCAAGAGGUGAACAUACUGGGGUGCAUACGACAUCCAAACAUGGUGCUUCUUCUAGGAGCUUGUCCAGAGCAUGGCGUACUGAUUUAUGAAUAUAUGGCUAAUGGAAGCUUAGAAGAUUGUCUAUUUGGGAAGAAGGAAGCUCCAAAUCCAAUGAUGUGUUGGCAGGUGAGGUUUAGAAUAGCUGCAGAGAUAGCAACAGGAUUACUGUUCCUCCAUCAGACAAAGCCAGAACCCUUGGUGCACCGUGACUUGAAACCGGGAAACAUUCUACUAGAUCACAACUAUGUAAGCAAGAUCAGCGACGUGGGAUUGGCGAGGCUUCUACCAGCUGUUGCUGAGAACGUGACACAGUGCCACAUGACUUCGGCAGCGGGGACAUUUUGCUACAUUGAUCCUGAGUAUCAACAAACAGGAAUGCUUGGAGUGAAGUCUGACGUGUAUUCUCUAGGAAUCAUUCUUCUUCAGUUAUUGACGGGUAGGACUGCAAUGGGGUUGGCUCAUAAGGUUGAAGAGUCCAUUGAGAAUGCCACAUUUUCAGAAAUGCUUGACCCUUGUGUCCCGGACUGGCCUCCCGUGCAAGCCUUGUGCCUUGCAAACAUCGCUCUCCAAUGUGCACAACUCAGACGAAAGGAUCGCCCAGACCUUGCCACAGUAGUGUUGCCUCAGCUCCAACUUUUCAGAGACUUUGCCCAAGACAGCACCACUUCCAUGCAACAGGAAGUGUUGAGUGAACCCAGGUCUGAACAUUCCUCAACCCCAUCAACGCCAACAGAACCAAAAGAAGGGGCGGAUGAAAUUUGAUUCCCCUGGAGUGUACGACAACUGCAUUUGAUCCAGCAGCUCUCAUUCACCAAUCAACAUGGUCUUACUGCGGAUACACACCAUAUUAUGAUGGACAUGUAAAUGCUUCAUCUUAAAAAAGUUUAAUCCCUGUGUCAAAUUAAAACAAAUGAUUAUAGAUAACUUUGUAAAUAACGCCACUCUCUGUUCUCUAUUCGCUGCCUACAAUUUUCAUGUCACUUUUUUUUAGAGUAUUCAUGUUAGAAAUUUUACAAACUUAAAUAUUAGUCCUGAAAAACUGUUUCAUAU